AUGGGAUCACACCACUCCACUCACAAGAGACACUGGCGUAAGAAAUCGUCAGCGCCAGCGGCCUCUCAGCCAGCACCACAACCUAAUACCCAAAACAAUGGGAUAGAAACCGCAAAUGAGACAAAUCCGCUGCCGACCCCCUCGGCAGUACCACCGUCACAGGAAGAAACGAAGAAGACGCAGAAGGACGAGAGUGAUAGCAGCGAUGAGGACAGUGAUAGUGACUCGAGCGACAGUGACUCCAGCGAUAGUGAUGAUGACAGUGACAGUGACUCUAGCGACAGUGACUCUAGCGACGACAGUGAGGAAAGCAGCAGUGAGGAAAGCAGCAGUGAGGAAAGCAGCAGUGAGGAAAGUGAAAAGAAGGGCAACGAUAAAAAAGGUCAAGAAAAGGCAACAAAAGCAAAGGCGGAGUCGAAGAAGUGA
Messenger RNA from Dibothriocephalus latus, 426 nucleotides. NCBI's taxonomy places the organism in Eukaryota, Metazoa, Platyhelminthes, Cestoda, Diphyllobothriidea, Diphyllobothriidae. The record is from the annotation of a GenBank genome assembly.